This is a messenger RNA of Indicator indicator, 3009 nucleotides long. It is a transcript of the gene IFIH1, whose product is annotated as interferon induced with helicase C domain 1. Gene Ontology annotation, biological process: positive regulation of interferon-beta production; response to virus; innate immune response. Gene Ontology annotation, cellular component: cytoplasm. Lineage: Eukaryota; Metazoa; Chordata; Aves; Piciformes; Indicatoridae. The record is from RefSeq and is a predicted model, not a curated record. The transcript has 16 exons. Bases 16 to 3009 code for a protein of 997 amino acids. Gene Ontology annotation, molecular function: DNA binding; ATP binding; single-stranded RNA binding.
GCCAGCAGCGCCGCGAUGGUAGAGUCGUCCGGAGAUGAGCGCUUCCUCUACAUGAUUUCCUGCUUUAGGCCGCGGCUGAAGCAGUGCAUCCGGGUGCAGCCGGUGCUGGACCAGCUUUUCUCGCUAAGCGCCGAGGAAAAGGAGAAGGUGCGGGUGACCGCCUUGCAGCGGGGCGACGUGGAAGGGGCAGAGGAGCUGCUGCGGGCCGUGGAGCGGGGACCCCGCGGCUGUGGCUCGUUCCGCGAGUUCCUGCAGGCCCUUGAGAACGGCGGCUGCAGCCUGGCCGCCUGCUACGUAAACCCCAACCUCAGCCAGCUGCCCUCGCCGGCCGAGGAGGCCGACCACGACCUCUGCGUGCAGUUGGUGCAACUGCUCCACAGCACGCUGGUGGAUAAAAUACGGACCAUAGAAUUAGCAGAGAAGUGCAUGGAGAUGGGCAUCUUCCAGGAAGAGGACCUGGAUCGGAUCCACACUGUUACUGACAAUCGUGGGAACAGAGAUGGUGCAAGGGAGCUAUUGAGCAGAAUAGUGCAGAAGAAGGACUGGUUCUCUCAUUUUUUGAUUGCUCUGCGUGAAACCCAACACGGAAGCCUUGCAGAUGAAUUAAGUGGAAAUACAAAAGGAUCAGAGAACAGACAAAAUGGGAUGAAGAGCAGUACAAAUGAAGAAUUGGAAGAUUUGAAACAGCAAGAAAAUGUGAAUGAUAGUUUCAACAGUGAGAACAGUAUAUUGGAAACAUCUGUUGGAAAGAAUUCUGUAGUUUCAGAGUCAGAUGUCUCCACAGGAGAUGAAAGUGUCAGUAGCUUGAAUGAAAACCUGGGACAGUCCUACAAUACCAGUGAUUCAGAUGAAGAUGAAGUGGAGAACAGAGCUUCACCUGAGCCAGAUUUGACCCUGAGAGAUUACCAGAUGGAAGUUGCAAAGCCAGCCCUGAAUGGGGAAAAUAUUAUAAUAUGUCUUCCUACAGGCAGUGGUAAAACCAGAGUGGCUGUUUACAUUACCAAAGAUCACUUGGAUAAGAAGAAAAGAGCAUUAGAGCCUGGAAAAGUUAUAGUACUUGUUAACAAGGUAUCGUUGGUAGAACAGCAUUUACAAACGGAGUUUAAUCCAUUCUUGAAGCGCUGGUAUCACAUUACUGGUUUAAGUGGUGAUACUCAGCUGAAAAUCUCAUUUCCUGAAGUUGUCAGAAGACAUGAUGUCAUCAUCAGUACAGCACAGAUCCUAGAGAAUUCACUGAUAAAUGCAGCUAAAGAAGAUGAAGAAGGUGUCCGUUUAUCAGAUUUUUCACUCAUCAUUAUCGAUGAAUGUCAUCACACUCAAAAGGAAGGUGUCUACAACAACAUAAUGCGACGUUACUUAAAAGACAAGAUUAAGAACAAGAAGCUAGCAAAAGAAAACAAACCACUGAUUCCACAGCCUCAGAUUCUGGGACUUACAGCCUCACCUGGUGUAGGAGGUGCAACAUCUUCCUUAAAAGCUGAAGAACAUAUUCUGAGAAUCUGUGCCAAUCUUGAUGCCCAUAGAAUCAUGACUGUUGAAGAGCAUGCCUCCCAGUUGAAGAAUCAGAUGAAAGAGCCAUAUAAAAAAACUGUAAUUGCAGAUGACAAAAGAAAGGAUCCAUUUAGAGAGAGAAUUACUGAGAUCAUGACAGACAUUCAAAACUAUUGCCAGCUCCAUCCAAAAUCUGAGUUUGGAACUCAGCCAUACGAACAGUGGGUGAUUAGAGAAGAGAGAAGAGCUGCAAAAGAAAAAAACCGCAAGGAACGUGUCUGUGCAGAACACCUGAAGAAAUACAAUGAUGCUCUUCAGAUAAAUGACACCAUCCGAAUGAUAGAUGCAUACAAUCACCUACGUAACUUUUAUAAGGAGGAGAAAAGUAAAAAGAUGGUAAGGAGUGAUGACGACGAUGAUGAUGAACCAGCAGUAACAAAACGGGAUGAAACAGAUGAAUUUCUAAUAGGUUUAUUUCAUGAGAAAAAGAAACAGCUGAAAGAGUUGGCUAGAAAUCCAGAAUAUGAAAAUGAAAAGCUAAUACAGCUGCGAAACACUUUAAUGGAGGAGUUCACAAAGACUGAGGAACCUAGAGGAAUUAUUUUCACAAAAACUCGGCAAAGUGCCUUUGCUCUGUUCCAGUGGAUUAAGGAUAACCCAAAAUUUGAAGAAGUGGGAAUUAAAGCCCAUUACCUCAUCGGUGCUGGACAUAACAGUGAAACUAAACGUAUGACUCAGAAUGCACAAAGGGAAGUUAUUGAUAAAUUCCGAGGUGGAAGUGUAAAUUUACUUAUUGCUACCACUGUAGCUGAGGAAGGCCUAGAUAUCAAGGAGUGUAACAUCGUUAUUCGCUAUGGCCUCGUCACCAACGAAAUUGCUAUGAUGCAGGCUCGUGGUCGAGCUCGAGCUGCUGAGAGCACCUAUGCACUUGUGGCUUCAAUUGGCUCAGGAGCUGUUGAACGUGAGGAUGUUAAUAUUUUCCGUGAGAAAAUGAUGUAUAAGGCCAUUCAAUGUGUCCAGAAGAUGCCACGAGAAGAGUAUUUAUGUAAGAUUCAGAAAUUCCAGUUUCAAAGUGUAUUGGAAAAACAAAUGAAGGCAAAGAGAAAUCAGCCCACGACACACAAGAAAAAUUCUUCAUUAAUAAAAUUCCUAUGCAAGAAUUGCCACAAACUGGUAUGUUCUGGAGAAGAUAUUCAAGUUAUUGAAAACAUGCAUCAUAUCAGUGUGAAAAAAGAUUUCCAAAGCCUUUACCAUACAAGAGAAAAUAAGACACUGCAAGAUAAGGAUGCUGAUUACCAGACAAAUGGGGAGAUUAUAUGUAAAGACUGUGGACAAGCUUGGGGAAAUAUGAUGGUUCACCGAGGUCUUGACUUACCUUGUCUAAAGAUUAGAAAUUUUGUGGUUGUAUUUGAAGACAAAAAAACAACAGAACAUAUUUUUAAAAAAUGGAAAGAGCUCCCUAUUGAGUUCCCUGGGUUUGAUUAUGCAGCUCAUUGUUCUUCAAGUGAUGAAGAUUAA